Microplitis demolitor is the source of this 4230-nucleotide messenger RNA. RefSeq names its product transient receptor potential-gamma protein (gene Trpgamma). The transcript is spliced from 21 exons. Lineage: Eukaryota; Metazoa; Arthropoda; Insecta; Hymenoptera; Braconidae. Gene Ontology annotation, molecular function: inositol 1,4,5 trisphosphate binding; store-operated calcium channel activity; protein binding. Gene Ontology annotation, cellular component: membrane; cation channel complex. The coding region runs from base 364 to 4203 and encodes 1279 amino acids. Gene Ontology annotation, biological process: calcium ion transmembrane transport; regulation of cytosolic calcium ion concentration; manganese ion transport. The record is from RefSeq and is a predicted model, not a curated record.
UUGUGUUAUAAGUUUUUGAAGUUGGUGAUAUUGAGUGUUACUUAUAACUGUGUGUGGGUUGGGUGAUAAUUCGAAUAAAGUUUUCGGGAGUUCGCGUCUUAAAUCUCGUAAAUUUAAAAAUGUGAGUUUAAAAAUAAUCAGUUUUAAAAAAAAGUUUUUAGUUUUUUUUUCUCAGUUAUAAUAAUAAGUGUUGAAAGUUUGUGACAUUUAGUGUUAAGUGUAAGUGUAUGUGCUGUGAUGUGUUGUGUUGUGUUGUGAUGUGUAGUGAGUGGUACCUGCAUUGGAGAUGAUGGAGUUCCUGGAUGAUGUUUCAGGCCCGCAAGUCACCAAGGUCUGCCUGAAUAUGCUCCGGUCCGGGUCGCUAUGGGGGUGGCCAUUUUGCCCCGGAUGACUGGUUUCCACACUUUGCUGAUAUGUUUUUAUCAAGGACCAGUUAUGACAGGAACGUACCGGAGAUCGGUGAGUACAGAGAGCGCGGGAGAAGAUGAAGGGAGCAUUGGGGGUGAGGAAACAAUCACGAAUCUGGCCAUGACAACGAGAACACCUCGUAUGAGCUUGAGUGGCCGUCCGGGAGGAUUCUUCCGUGGCAUGGGGAGCCAACAUCAUCACCACCAUCAUCAGCAGCAUGUGAGCUUUGACCCAGAAGCACCGGAGCCACCACCUCCGCCUCCGAUGCCACAGUAUCAUCAUCAGACAUCGAAUUUCCUCGAGAAACCCGAUGUAGAUAAAAAGGUCAAGCGACACAGUAUUCAUGGAAUGAUGGAAGAAGAAAAUGUAGUAAGGCCUCACCAAGAGAUGGCAAGUCUUUCUUUGGCUGAAAAAAAAUAUCUUCUAGCUGUUGAACGCGGUGAUGUUGCUUCUGUAAGGAGGAUGUUACAACGAGCACAACAGGACGAGUGGAUAAACAUAAAUUGUGUGGAUCCAUUGGGCAGAUCAGCGCUUUUGAUGGCAAUAGACAAUGAAAAUCUUGAGAUGGUUGAGUUAUUGAUAGAGUACAAAGUCGACACUAAAGAUGCAUUAUUACACGCAAUAUCGGAAGAAUUUGUCGAAGCUGUUGAGGUGCUUCUCGAGCACGAGGAGACUCUACACAGGAAAGGCGAUCCCCACAGUUGGGAAGCACUUCAUCCAGACACAGCAACUUUUACUCCAGAUAUAACGCCUCUAAUUCUCUCAGCUCAUCGAGAUAAUUAUGAAAUUAUUAAAAUACUUUUGGAUCGCGGUUCUGUUUUACCUAUGCCACAUGAUGUUCGUUGUGGGUGUGACGAGUGUGUGACCUCAAGAAUGGAGGAUUCGCUGCGACAUUCAAGAAGUAGAAUAAAUGCAUACAGAGCACUGGCAUCUCCUUCACUGAUAGCUUUGUCUUCCAAAGAUCCCAUUCUUACAGCCUUUGAAUUGUCGUGGGAGUUACGGCGACUGUCUUUCCUAGAGCAUGAGUUCAAAUGUGAAUACCAGGAACUUCGACGUCAGUGUCAGGAUUUCGCUACUGCGCUCCUAGAUCACACGAGAAGUUCCCACGAACUUGAAGUACUUCUCAAUCAUGAUCCAACGGGACCAGCAUUUGAACACGGCGAACGUAUGCAUUUGAAUCGAUUAAAAUUAGCUAUUAAACUUCGUCAAAAAAAGUUUGUUGCUCACCCAAAUGUACAGCAGCUCUUAGCGUCAAUUUGGUACGAAGGAUUACCAGGUUUUCGCAGGAAAAAUAUGGUACUGCAAGUAUUAGAAAUAGUUCGAAUCGGAAUUCUCUUUCCAAUCUUCAGCGUGGCAUAUAUAAUCGCACCUCACAGUAACUUCGGACAAACAAUGAGGAAGCCUUUUAUUAAAUUCAUCUGCCACUCUGCUUCCUACUUCACAUUUCUCUUCAUGCUGAUACUUGCCAGCCAGAGGAUAGAAAGUGUAAUUGGUCUCUGGAUGGGUCAAGAUAUCUCUGAACACGAGCAAACAACUCCAACAAAACGCGGGGCAGCUCCAACUCUCGUUGAAUGGUUUAUCUUGGCAUGGGUGUCAGGACUAAUUUGGUCCGAAGUUAAACAACUGUGGGACGUAGGACUCGAGGAAUAUGCUAAUGACAUGUGGAAUGUAAUUGACUUUGUCACAAAUUCACUUUACGUUGCCACUGUCGCGUUAAGAGUUGUGGCUUACUAUCGAGUUCAAAAGGAAAAUGAAGGGCAAUUAGCUGGUAUGAUAGUUGAACUCCAGAGAGAGCAAUGGGACACGUGGGAUCCCAUGCUCAUAUCAGAGGGACUUUUUUCAGCUGCUAACAUUUUCAGCUCGUUGAAGCUGGUUUAUAUCUUCUCGGUAAAUCCUCAUUUGGGUCCACUACAGGUAUCAUUAUCCCGAAUGGUUAUGGAUAUUAUGAAAUUUUUUUUCCUCUAUGUACUUGUAUUAUUUGCAUUCUCCUGUGGACUCAAUCAACUGUUGUGGUAUUACGCGGAUAUGGAGAAAAAAAGAUGCCCGUCGGCUUCGUAUCCUUACAGUAAUAACAAUACCACCACUGAUUCAAAUGCUUGCAUUGUUUGGAGACGUUUUGCUAAUCUUUUUGAAACAAUUCAAACACUUUUUUGGGCAGUAUUCGGUCUAAUAGAUCUUGAAAGUUUUGAACUGGACGGUAUUAAAAUAUUCACAAGAUUCUGGGGCAUGCUGAUGUUCGGUACUUACUCAGUUAUAAAUAUAGUUGUAUUAUUAAAUCUACUGAUCGCAAUGAUGAAUCACUCGUAUCAGCUGAUAUCCGAGCGUGCAGAUGUUGAAUGGAAGUUUGCGAGAAGCAAAUUAUGGAUCAGUUACUUCGAAGAAGGGGGAACUGUACCACCGCCGUUCAAUAUUAUACCGACGCCUAAAAGCAUGUGGUACAUUGGCAAAUGGAUCUAUAGAAAAUUCUGUGGACAUAGUAGAGCUGCUAAAAAAGAACACAUGAGAACUAUACGUCGUAAAGCGAAGCAAGCGUCGGAGCGAGAUCUGAGGUAUCAAAGUAUCAUGAGAAAUCUUGUGAGAAGAUACGUGACUGUGGAGCAGAGGAAAACAGAGGGGGAAGGUGUCACUGAAGACGACGUCAAUGAAAUAAAACAGGACAUCAGCGCAUUCAGAUGUGAACUUAUUGAGAUCCUGAAGAAGUCUGGAAUGAAUACAUCAACAUCCUCUGGAACCGGUACCGGCGCUGGGGGUAAAAAAAAUAGACAGAAAGAACGGAGAUUGAUGAAAGGAUUUAAUAUUGCGCCCCAGCCACCCGGUGGCAGUGGAACUUUGCCGCCGGUUGCGGAGUUCAUUGCGUCUCUCCAGCAGGCUCAGGAUGAGAACUCGGAAAAUCAGGAGCUCUUCGGUAGCACAUUGAGUAGCAUAUUUGGACCUGCAACUACUCCUAAGAAGAACCCUCAUCAUAUUAGCACAAACAGUGUGCCGGGUCUGACGACUAGCAAUCGACAGAAUCGGUGCACACGCAAUGGAUCCCGUAAACGCCGCUGGGGAACUUUGAUUGAAGCUGCCAAAGCACGUUCACGGCUCAUUGCCGGUAGAUCGAGAUCUGAAGAUUCCAUGUAUCCACCAGCAUCUGAAGAUGGUGGAUUCCGUUCCGAGGGUUCAUCAGAUUCAAAAUCAUCUUUAGAUGGUGCCCCGCAACUUCCAUCAACUCACGAACAUUCCCAAGUGACAAGUCAGAGCACCAACGGACGUAACGAAAAUCACCACGUGUUUUCUCACGGUCUUGGUCCAGCUCUCGCAGCUCUUCGUAAGAAGCGCAAAAAAUUUUCCGCAUCUCGUGCUUCGACUCCCGUAAUAACCAGUGAAAAUGCCAGCACUGUCGACAGUUUAUCAACGUUGCCAGUUCGAAACUCAUCGACAUCUUCGGCGAUCGGUAAAACGACGAAAAAUCAAUUACACCGAGCUAGCAGUGUCCCAGCUCGCAGUCCAGAUCUUUCGGCGCACAAUUUAUCAAGACGGCACGACUCGACCCAGAGUCAGCAGCCAAGUCUCGACACCAUUGAGAUUGUUAGUGUUAGUGAAAGACUCGAAAACGAUGAUGUAAGAAUAGAUGUUGAACCACUGAGUCCUUCAACGACGGAAGAAAGUUUUCUAGGUCAACCAACAACCUCAAGGGACUCAGUACCAGUUCAAAGUCUUACGACAAGCGUCAAAAGAAACGGUUCUGCGACACAAUUGCAGAGACUACCAGGCAUUGAGACAAUUCGUGAUGUCACCUCCGGCUGGCUCUGAGGCUUCAAUACAAUCAAAUUGACUCGA